GCUGCGUGGCCGCGAGCCCCGGGAGCUGGCACCGGGAUUGUCACCAACUGUCCCUGAGCGUCACCGAGUGUGCAUCCAACCACCCCCUGGUGCGCCGGAUCCGCCGGGAUUGCUCCGACUCCUUCGGGGCCUUCGAGCGCUGCCUGCGGGAGCGGCCCCGGCGCGCGGCCGAGUGCGGCCCCCAGAGAAUCCCUGGAAUUAAAACCCAUCCAGGAAUGCCGAGAAAGCCUCAGAACCUUCUGGAAUCUCCUCCCAAAUCCUGGGAAUUGCCUCUCUGGAAAAGGAGCCCUGGGAUGUGGGGCCUGAUCCGCAAUUCCCUGCGGAUUCCCGGGUUUUUAUCCCAAGAAUUGGAGGAAGAAAUUAAAAUUCCAGCAGGGUCUCCCCAGGAAUCUUUGGGAUGGGACCAAAAAUUCUACUUUUCCUUCCAAUUUUUUUCCUUUUUUCCCCUCCUUUUUUCCCCAUCUUUUCCUGCCUUUUCCCCCCACCUUUUCCUUCUUUUUCAGCUUUUCCUUGGCUCCCUCCCAGUUUUUGGGGUUUUUUUUGGGAAUCUCGUGUUCCCACGGAAUUAUUCAGAGAUUGGAGUCGCUGUUUUCCAUGGGAAAAAAAACCUCUGGGAAUUCUGGAAGCCUUCUCAACCCUUGGGAGCCCCAAAAUUCCGGGAAUUCCAAUCCCACCACCCUCCCCCAAAUUCCUAAAACUUUUCUGUCUUUUUUUUUCCUUUUUUUUUCCUGGGAUUUAUUUCCUACCAGACAUACAAAAAAACCCCAAAAAAA
Molecule: messenger RNA, 773 nt
Organism: Zonotrichia albicollis (white-throated sparrow)
Lineage: Eukaryota; Metazoa; Chordata; Aves; Passeriformes; Passerellidae
Source: RefSeq, a predicted model, not a curated record